This is a messenger RNA of Photinus pyralis (common eastern firefly), 677 nucleotides long. RefSeq lists its product as uncharacterized. The coding region runs from base 90 to 446 and encodes 118 amino acids. Lineage: Eukaryota; Metazoa; Arthropoda; Insecta; Coleoptera; Lampyridae. Gene Ontology annotation, biological process: positive regulation of voltage-gated potassium channel activity; regulation of synaptic transmission, cholinergic; sleep. The transcript has 2 exons. The record is from RefSeq and is a predicted model, not a curated record.
AUAAGAAGAAUAGGUAUGUAUAUAGGCUCGCUACAAACAACAACGGCGCAGUUUACGCGAGGAUAUCACAAAUAGCACCUGAACUCACAAUGGCUUCGAAGAUUGUGUUGGCGUUGUUCCUCCUAGUAUCUUAUGUAGCUUCAAUCUCAGCGCUGGAUUGCUUCGAUUGUACUAACAAAUACGAUUCUGACUGCACAUCGGGCCAGUCGCAGAACUACGAGACAUGCGCCGACUUAUCCGCAUAUAAUGCGACAGCGUGGUGUAUUUCCGUCUCGUUAGCUGACCCUUGGGUUCAACCAUUGGAAGUAAUAACCAACAGAAGUUGCUAUUGGAUGAAGAAAGAGGACGGCGACGAUAUCUGCAAAGAUUUGGAAAAAUCAUACGUAAAUGUUACUCAGUGUAAAUACUGCAAUACUGACAAAUGCAACAAUUCACCAAUCGUUUGAACAAGUGGAUCGCUACGCAUUUUGAUAUAUUUCCCAUUAAUACAUUUAUCAUUACUUUAUAAAUCCCGUCAUGUAUACCUAUUCCUAAAUCUACAUUAGAAUACGGUUCACAAGUUUGACACCCCACCGUACAUUUUGAAGAUUUGUUUUGAUCGUCUAGCUAUCAAUUAACAAAUAACUUUUCACACAUCAGUUAUGUUGUAAAUAAACUCUGCCAGAAGACAAGUCAAU